Arvicola amphibius (Eurasian water vole) is the source of this 5257-nucleotide messenger RNA. It is a transcript of the gene Irs1, whose product is annotated as insulin receptor substrate 1. Gene Ontology annotation, molecular function: phosphatidylinositol 3-kinase binding; insulin receptor binding. The coding region runs from base 766 to 4461 and encodes 1231 amino acids. Gene Ontology annotation, biological process: insulin receptor signaling pathway. The record is from RefSeq and is a predicted model, not a curated record. The transcript has 2 exons. Lineage: Eukaryota; Metazoa; Chordata; Mammalia; Rodentia; Cricetidae. Gene Ontology annotation, cellular component: cytosol; plasma membrane.
UGGAGCUUGGGGCAGUGAUGAGUCUGUCCCUCUGGACCGUCCCCUGCUCCCCUGGCUGCCCAGUAGCGUUGCGCGUGGAAAAGCCACUUUCCCCGCCCGCCGAGAUGGGCUCGAGUGCGGGCUGCAGAGGACGCGUCCUCGGGUGGCGGUAGCAGCAGCAACAGCCGCAGCGCCGCGGUCUCUGCGAUUGAGCUGGUAUUUGGGCGGCUGGUGGCGGCGGGGACGGUUGGAGGGUGGGAGGAGGCGGAGGAGGAGGAGAAGGAGGAGGAGGGAGAACCCCGUGCUACGUUGGGACUUGGCAGCCCGCCUCCCCCUGCCCAAGGAUAUUUAAUUUGCCUCGGGAAUCGCUACUUCCAGAGGGGAACUCGUGAGGGAAGGCGCGCGCUCCUGAAGGGCCAAGCUGGGACUCCUCCGUCGCUGCUGCCUCCCUGCACCGGACUCGAUCAGGGGCAGCGAGGGAUGCAUCUUAGCUUCUUCUUGGCUGCGGAGACUCGGGGGAGACUUGGUCAUCAGAAGAUUGCGGCUGCACUCACCCUAGACACACUGCCUUCCCCUCUGGGCAUGAAACGCCCUUAAACUCGGGUCGCGCAAUCUUCCUUGGUGCAGCUACCUCGUCCUUCGGCUGCCCCUUCCCAGCGCCGAGAACAGUGACGAUUUCGGAAUCAGGGUUUCUGCUUCCUCCAGCCCCGGAGUGCAUGUGCGGGGCCGCAACGCGAAGCCUCCCCCAACCCAGUUUUUCGGCACCUCCCUCGGUUCCGCAGCAGUAUGGCGAGCCCUCCAGAUACCGAUGGCUUCUCGGACGUGCGCAAGGUGGGCUACCUGCGCAAACCCAAGAGUAUGCACAAGCGCUUUUUCGUGCUGCGGGCAGCCAGCGAGACCGGGGGCCCGGCACGCCUGGAGUACUAUGAGAACGAGAAGAAGUGGCGGCAUAAGUCGAGCGCCCCCAAACGCUCGAUCCCCCUCGAGAGCUGUUUCAACAUCAACAAGCGGGCUGACUCCAAGAACAAGCACCUGGUGGCUCUCUAUACCCGAGACGAACACUUUGCCAUUGCGGCGGAUAGCGAGGCUGAGCAAGACAGCUGGUACCAGGCGCUUCUGCAGCUGCAUAAUCGAGCAAAGGCCCACCAUGACGGGGCUGGAGGUGGAGGCUGCGGUGGUAGUUGCAGCGGCAGCUCUGGCGUCGGAGAAGCAGGGGAGGACUUGAGCUAUGACACAGGACCAGGACCCGCGUUCAAGGAGGUCUGGCAGGUUAUCCUGAAACCCAAGGGCCUGGGCCAGACAAAGAACCUGAUUGGCAUCUACCGUCUCUGCCUGACCAGCAAGACCAUCAGCUUUGUGAAGCUGAACUCCGAGGCAGCGGCUGUGGUGCUGCAGCUAAUGAACAUCAGACGCUGUGGCCACUCAGAGAACUUCUUCUUCAUUGAGGUGGGGCGUUCCGCGGUGACAGGGCCAGGCGAGUUCUGGAUGCAAGUGGAUGACUCGGUGGUAGCCCAGAACAUGCAUGAGACCAUUCUAGAGGCCAUGCGGGCCAUGAGCGAUGAAUUUCGCCCGCGCAGCAAAAGCCAGUCUUCAUCCAGUUGCUCCAACCCCAUCAGCGUUCCCCUUCGCAGGCACCAUCUCAACAAUCCUCCACCCAGCCAGGUGGGCCUGACUCGCCGAUCACGCACCGAGAGCAUCACUGCAACCUCCCCUGCCAGCAUGGUGGGUGGGAAACCAGGUUCCUUCCGCGUGCGCGCCUCUAGCGAUGGUGAAGGCACCAUGUCCCGUCCAGCAUCAGUGGAUGGCAGUCCUGUGAGCCCUAGCACCAACAGGACCCACGCCCAUCGGCAUCGAGGCAGCUCCAGGCUUCACCCUCCACUCAACCACAGCCGCUCCAUCCCUAUGCCUUCUUCCCGCUGCUCACCUUCAGCCACCAGCCCAGUCAGUUUGUCAUCCAGUAGCACUAGUGGCCAUGGCUCCACCUCAGACUGUCUCUUCCCGAGGCGCUCCAGUGCUUCGGUGUCUGGUUCUCCUAGUGAUGGCGGUUUCAUCUCUUCUGAUGAGUAUGGUUCUAGUCCCUGCGAUUUCCGAAGUUCUUUCCGCAGCGUCACCCCAGAUUCCCUGGGUCACACCCCACCAGCCAGAGGUGAGGAAGAGCUGAGCAACUACAUCUGCAUGGGUGGCAAGGGAGCCUCUACCUUGACUGCUCCCAAUGGUCAUUACAUUUUGUCUAGGGGUGGUAAUGGCCAUCGCUACCUCCCAGGUGCUAACUUGGGGACAAGCCCGGCAUUGACUGGGGAUGAAGCCACCAGCGCAGCAGAUCUGGAUAAUCGGUUUCGGAAGAGAACUCACUCCGCAGGCACGUCCCCUACCAUCUCCCAUCAGAAGACCCCCUCACAGUCUUCUGUGGCUUCUAUUGAGGAGUAUACGGAGAUGAUGCCCGCUGCCUACCCACCAGGAGGUGGCAGUGGAGGCCGACUGCCCAGCUACCGGCAUUCUGCCUUCGUGCCCACCCACUCCUAUCCCGAAGAGGGUCUAGAGAUGCACCCCUUGGAGCGUCGCGGGGGCCACCACCGUCCGGACACUUCCACCCUGCACACCGAUGACGGCUACAUGCCCAUGUCUCCAGGGGUGGCUCCAGUGCCCAGCAACCGUAAAGGAAAUGGGGACUAUAUGCCCAUGAGCCCCAAAAGUGUAUCCGCCCCACAGCAGAUCAUUAACCCCAUCCGCCGCCACCCUCAGAGAGUGGACCCUAAUGGCUACAUGAUGAUGUCUCCCAGUGGCAGUUGCUCCCCUGAUAUUGGUGGUGGCUCCAGCAGCAGCAGCAGUGCCGCCCCGUCUGGGAGCAGCUAUGGGAAGCCGUGGACAAAUGGAGUAGGGGGGCACCAUCCUCAUGCCCUGCCUCAUUCCAAAGCCCCCGCUGAGAGUGGUGGCGGCAAGCUCUUGCCUUGCACGGGCGACUACAUGAACAUGUCACCGGUGGGAGACUCCAACACCAGCAGCCCCUCGGAAUGCUACUACGGUCCUGACGAUCCCCAGCACAAACCAGUCCUCUCCUACUACUCGUUGCCAAGGUCUUUUAAGCACACCCAGCGCCCUGGGGAGCCAGAGGAGGGUGCCAGGCACCAGAAUCUCCGUCUCUCUUCUAGCUCAGGACGUCUUCUCUACGCUGCAACUGCGGAAGAUUCUUCCUCUUCUACCAGCAGUGACAGCUUAGGUGGAAGUUAUUGUGGGGCUAGGCCAGAGUCUGGCCUCACGCAUCCCCACCACCAUGUCUUGCAACCCCAUCUGCCUCGAAAGGUAGACACAGCUGCACAGACCAACAACCGCCUGGCCCGGCCUACGAGGCUGUCCUUGGGAGAUCCCAAGGCAAGCACCUUACCGCGGGUCCGGGAGCAGCAACCACAGCAGCCUUCGCUACACCCUCCGGAGCCCAAGAGCCCAGGGGAAUAUGUGAAUAUUGAAUUCGGGAGUGGCCAGCCUGGCUAUUUAGCUGGCCCCGCGACUUCCCAUAGCUCUCCUUCAGUUCGGUGUCCACCCCAGCUCCACCCAGCUCCCAGAGAAGAGACUGGCUCAGAAGAGUACAUGAACAUGGACUUGGGGCCAGGCCGGAGGGCAACCUGGCAGGAGAGUGGUGGCGUUGAGUUGGGCAGAGUAGGCCCUGCACCUCCAGGGGCUGCUAACAUUUGCAGGCCAACCAGGUCAGUGCCAAGUAGCCGUGGUGACUACAUGACCAUGCAGAUAGGUUGUCCUCGUCAAAGCUAUGUGGAUACCUCACCAGUGGCCCCAGUCAGCUAUGCUGACAUGCGGACAGGCCUUGCUUCGGAGAAGGUGAGCCUGCCCAGAGCCGCAGGGGCUGCACCGUCUUCGUCUUCUACAGCUUCUGCUUCUCCUGCUGCACCUCAAGGAGCAGCUGAGCAGGCUGCUCACUCUUCCCUGCUGGGAGGCCCUCAGGGACCUGGGGGCGUGAGUGCAUUCACCAGAGUGAAUCUCAGUCCCAACCAUAACCAGAGUGCCAAAGUGAUUCGUGCAGACACUCAAGGCUGCCGGAGGAGACAUAGCUCCGAGACCUUCUCAGCACCAACUCGGGCUGGCAACACAGUGUCCUUUGGAGCAGGGGCUGCAGGAGUGGGCAGUGGUGGUGGUGGCAGCAGCAGCGAGGAUGUAAAACGCCACAGCUCUGCAUCUUUUGAGAAUGUGUGGCUGAGACCUGGGGAUCUAGGGGGAGCCUCCAGGGAAACAGCUCAAGCGUGUGGAGCUGCUGGGGGUUUGGAGAACAGUCUUAACUACAUAGACCUGGAUUUGGCCAAGGACGUGAAACAGCGUCCUCAGGAGUGCCCUUCUCAGCAGCAGCCCCUACCACCCCCUCCCUCUCGCCAGCCCUCAGGCAGCAAUGAGGGCAGCUCCCCCAGAUGCUCCAGUGAGGAUUUAAGCACCUAUGCCAGCAUCAGCUUCCAGAAGCAGCCAGAGGAUCAUCAGUAGCUCAACUGGACAUCACAACAGAAUGAAGACCUAAAUGACCUCAGAAAAUCCUCCUUUAACUCAUGGGUACCCAGACUCAAACUAUUUCACAACUCACAAGCAGGACCUCACGUCUUCCUCUUCCGUAGAUGGUACGAUGCAUCCAUUACAGUUUGUUUACUCUGUACAAUCCUCAGGAGUUCAUUGACUGAACUGCACGUUCAAUAUUGUGCCAAGCAAAAAGAAAGCACUGUGACCCCGGGACAAUGAGUCUGCGUAAACUUCAUCUUGAUCCUUAAGGACUUCGCUGGCCACAGUGAGCUGGUGUGCCCACCACCAUGCCGCAAGAGAAUGGGUUUAUUCUCGUCGCAUCUACAGCGUCCGUUUCAUCUACUCUGAAACCGUGUUCCAUGAAGCGCCGCUGUAAAUUCUUUCAUACGGAACUGUUCACGUUGGGUGGAGAGAGUAUUAAAUAUUUAACAUAGGUUUUGAUUUAUAUGUGUAAUUUUUUAAUGAAAAUGUAACUUUCCUUACAGCACAUCUUUUUUUUGGAUGUGGAACUGAGGUAUUUGAUGUUCUGUUGUAAAGAGUGGAGCAAAUGCUUAAAAUGAGGCAAAGAAGAGUAGUCUAGGGUAUGAUCCUUGUUUUGAGAUUCUAAUUCAGAAAAAUAAUAUAAUAAGAAUCAUAGUGCCAUAGAAAGUUCUGUACUGUACAGUUAUACUCGCUGAUACUGUCUCUUGUAAUAUAAACUUGAUGUUGAGCUGAGUUCCUUUUAAAAAUUCAUUUUAGUUUUGAUUUUUGUUUUGGGUUUUGUUUU